CGCGAUAUUAUCGUCUGCUUUUGACCGGCGUUGAAAAUGGCAGAAAACAAAGAUGAGGGUCCUACAUGUAGCGUACCGAAGAAGAGGAAACCAAACUGGACGACAGACGAAUGUUUAUAUCUAAGCAAGUUGGUUGAUGAAAACAAAAGCGUACUUAGGUCUAAAUUUGGGGCAGGGGUAACGACAGUUAAAAAAAGGGAAACCUGGGGGAAAAUUACAGAUGCCAUCAAUGCCACCUCCUCUACCAAACGUUCGGUAGAGGAAGUUGAGAAAAAGUGGCAUAAUAUUCAGAUGAGAGGAAAGGCGGAGAUUGCCGACGCAAGACGCAGUGCCAAAAAAACAGGCGGCGGACCAGCAGGAAAAGCCCUUACCCCAUUAGCAGAGGCCGUAGAGAGUGUUAUCGGAACUGAUAACAUCAGCAUAUCUGGAAUACCUGGUGCAGUCGAUACAACCUUCCUAAUGCUUGACAAUGAACACAAUACAGCAAAUAUAGCCACGAGAACAGUUGAACAGCGGCCUAGUGCAGUGGUCCAAGAUCUCCAAAUAUUAAGCACCAAUGAAAGCGGUGACGGGCAGAUUAAUUUGGUUACCCUCCCUGCACGGAAGUGCAAUACAUGUAGCUGCAGCAUCGAUUCCUGUAUGGGUGACCUACAGAAGAGAAAAUUAGAACUGGAAAUAGAAAAUUUCACGCUUAGAAAUACCCUUGUCAAACUCCAGAUAGAGAGACUCCAGAACGACUCAGAGUGAUGGAUUUGGUGGAUACAUUACAUGAUCUAACUAUAAAUUACAUAGUAUUUUAA
This is a messenger RNA of Magallana angulata, 800 nucleotides long. RefSeq names its product myb-related transcription factor, partner of profilin-like. Gene Ontology annotation, cellular component: nucleus. Lineage: Eukaryota; Metazoa; Mollusca; Bivalvia; Ostreida; Ostreidae. The transcript has 3 exons. Bases 37 to 747 code for a protein of 236 amino acids. The record is from RefSeq and is a predicted model, not a curated record.